Molecule: messenger RNA, 429 nt
Organism: Trifolium pratense (red clover)
Lineage: Eukaryota; Viridiplantae; Streptophyta; Magnoliopsida; Fabales; Fabaceae
Product: probable disease resistance protein At1g62630
Exons: 2
Coding region: 1-429 (142 amino acids)
Molecular function (GO): ADP binding
Source: RefSeq, a predicted model, not a curated record
AUGUUGAACGAGAUUAUGAUGGAAUUGAAGAAUCCUAACAACUCCAUUAUUGGGGUGUAUGGGAUGGGUGGUGUGCGUAAGACAAAACUUGUGGAGCAGUUAGCUUGGCAAGCAAAGAAUGAGUUACGUCAAAGGAUAAGCAAUGAGAAGAGCAUUCUCAUUAUUCUUGAUGACAUUUGGGGUAAACUUGAUUUGACAGAAGUGGGGAUUCCCUUUGGUGAUGAUCACAAAGGAUGCAAGUUGUUGGUGACAUCGAGAAGCCUUAACGUGUUGAACUCUAAUAUGGACAUUCGGAAAGAAUUUAGACUUGAAGUUUUACUUGUUUCAGAAAGAACUGAAGUCACUAUUCUUAUUUAUUGGUUCAUUUGGACCGGAUCUCCUCGUCACUGGGGGACUAUUUUAGCUUUAUUGGGGGUUGGGCUUAGAUAA